This is a messenger RNA of Brettanomyces nanus, 1686 nucleotides long. RefSeq lists its product as uncharacterized. Bases 1 to 1686 code for a protein of 561 amino acids. The transcript has a single exon. The record is from RefSeq and is a predicted model, not a curated record. Gene Ontology annotation, molecular function: monoacylglycerol lipase activity. Lineage: Eukaryota; Fungi; Ascomycota; Pichiomycetes; Pichiales; Pichiaceae.
AUGGGUUCCCCAGGUUUUGAAGAAACUCCAUGUCAUCUCGUGGUUCUUUGUCACGGGCUUUGGGGUGUUUCAGAUCAUUUUAACUACUUGGAAAAUGCCUUAAGGUCUACCGUAGACUUGAAGUUCCAGAAAAUGAGUAACGAUGCCACCUCUCAUGUGGUGUUCUACAGAACAAAGUCCAUCGAGAAAUAUCGUACUUAUGAUGGUAUCGAUCUAUGUGGUACCCGAAUUGCAGAUGAAAUUCUUAAAGAAGCCAAACGAUUGCAGAGUUCAAAGCAUCGGAUUACUCGAUUUUCUAUUAUUGGUUAUUCUCUAGGAGGUUUGGUUGCCCGAUAUGUUAUUGGUGUUCUAGAAUAUAAAGGCUUUUUCAAAGAUAUUCAACCAGUUAACUUCACCUCGUUUUGCUCCCCUCACGUCGGCGUCUUAACACCGGGUAAUUCUAUCUCGGUCAAGACAUUCAACUGGCUUGUGCCUCAAUUGUUGGGCAAAAGUGGGCAGCAAAUGUUUUUGAAAGAUAACGUUUUUGGAAAUCGCCACGAAAAGAAAACAUCGCUUUUAAAGCUUAUGGCUUCUUCUAAGUCCAUCUUCUACCGAAGUUUGAAGAAUUUCCAACAUUUAGCCUUAUACUCGAAUAUCAGGUCUGAUAUUAGAACUUCUUGGUGGACUUCUGGAAUCUCUUACAUCAAUCCAUUUCAGAUCCUAGAUGAUAACCCGAAUGUGUCUAUUGACGAGCACGGCUUUAUGAGAUUUGAGAACGGUUCCAAGUUUGAAUUGAAGUUUUUGGAUCAUUAUGCACCUGUGAUCGUAGACGUGAAUGGACCUAUUAAAUUCACUAGAUUGACUCAAUACUCUACGGCAACAUCCACUACGGCUGGUAAGAAAGUCGGUUCAAAGCUCAGUCAGAUGAUCCAGGAGGAUCUGCCUGCUGACAAUGGUGGAACAAGUGUAGAAGAUGUAACAUCUACUUUCUUCUCCUCUGUCAAUAACUUCUUUGCACGUAAAUUCAAAUGGGUUGUAUUGCUUUUCAGAGUUUGUAUCUAUCUACCUAUGUGGAUGACAUGGUUUAUUCUCAACAAUAUGAUUCAAGUGUCAAACUCAAGUUUCAGAGUGUUGCGAGAGUCCUCAAGACUAAAGUAUUUGAUCGACUUCUAUAAUUUAUGUGACCCACUUCCUGUUAAUGGUCAUUCUAGAACCAUGAGCGAAUCAUAUGCUACGGGCUUGUCCAAGUUUGAAAGCGAUCUACAAGAUCAAGGUGACUAUUUUUUAAACUCUGUUUUUGAUGCUGUGACUUCGGCACCUGCUUCCAAAGUCCAUCAGUCGAUAUUCAACGAGAAUAAGGGGGCUUCUGGUGGCAGAAUUUCUUGGACCACCACACUCAGUCGCCUCUGUUCCGUUCCCAUUGACGAUAUUGGUGAUCCAAAUGCUGACCUAAAACAAUUGGAUGACAAGAACAAGCAAAAUGCUUAUAAUUACUAUCAAAUUCUACACCAUUUUAAAUUGGGACUUUCGAAACAGCAGAAAGAGAUUAUCGGCAGCUUAAAUAAACUCAAUUGGCAGAAGUUUCCAAUAUAUAUUACUACAACCAAUGCUACACACGCUGCUGCCAUCGUCAGGCACGAGGAUCCGAAUUUUAAGCAAGGUGAGAUUGUUGUGAAGCAUUACUGUGAGCAAGUGUUUGUCAUUUAA